Messenger RNA from Cucurbita moschata (crookneck pumpkin), 1503 nucleotides. Its product is annotated as oleoyl-acyl carrier protein thioesterase 2, chloroplastic-like. Gene Ontology annotation, molecular function: acyl carrier activity; fatty acyl-[ACP] hydrolase activity. Gene Ontology annotation, biological process: fatty acid biosynthetic process. The record is from RefSeq and is a predicted model, not a curated record. Bases 114 to 1226 code for a protein of 370 amino acids. The transcript has 7 exons. Lineage: Eukaryota; Viridiplantae; Streptophyta; Magnoliopsida; Cucurbitales; Cucurbitaceae.
CUGACCGAAAUCGAGAGGGUGGGAGAAAGGAGAAAAACUUUCCUCUGCAAUCUAGAGAGAGAAAAUUAUUGAACCUCCAUUUUCUCUAUCCUUUAUCUCUCUCUCUCUCAGAUAUGUUGAAGGUUCCUUGCAAUGUGACUGACCAAAUCCAUGUCCUCUCCCAAUGUAGAUUCCUUCCACCAUCUGCACCACUGUUCUCCUCCUUCCGCCGGCGAAACGCUGCCACUCGGUGUGCGUCGUUGACCAGACCUCCGGUUGUGGCCGCACUUGUCUCCGAUAAAGGUGAACCUUGUGUUCAGAGUGGUUCUGGAAGCUUGGCGGACCGCCUUCGCCUUGGAACCUUGGUUGAAGACGGAUUGUCUUAUAAGGAGAAAUUUAUUGUGCGGUGUUACGAGGUUGGAAUCAACAAGACCGCCACUGUUGAAACUAUUGCUAAUCUCUUGCAGGAGGUUGGUUGCAACCAUGCUCAGGGUGUUGGGUUUUCCACAGAUGGUUUCGCCACAACCCCCACCAUGAGGAAAUUACAUCUCAUAUGGGUAACCGCACGCAUGCACAUUGAAAUUUACAAAUAUCCAGCGUGGGGUGAUGUGGUUGAAAUUGAGACAUGGUGUCAAGGGGAAGGGAGAAUCGGAACUAGACGUGAUUGGAUACUUAAAGAUUAUGCCACUGGUCAAGUUAUAGGAAGAGCAACAAGUAAGUGGGUGAUGAUGAACCAAGACACUAGACGACUCCAGAAAGUCAGCGAUGAUGUUCGUGAUGAAUAUUUGGUUCAUUGUCCAAGAGAUCUCAGGCUAGCAUUCCCGGAGGAGAAUAAUAGUAGCUUGAAGAAAAUUCCAAAACUUGAAGACCCUGGUCACUAUUCCAGACUUGGACUAAUGCCUAGGAGGGCAGAUUUGGACAUGAAUCAGCAUGUCAAUAACGUCACCUACAUUGGAUGGGUUCUGGAGAGUAUGCCUCAAGAAACCAUCAAUAGCCAUGAACUUCAGACAAUUACAUUAGACUAUAGACGAGAAUGCCAACAAGACGAUCUCGUGGAUUCCCUUACAAGUGUGGAGGAAGUCGAGAAUGGUGGCAAUGAAGCAGUUUCAGAGCUCAAUGGAUCAAAUGGCUACAUUUCCAGUGACAAACAAGAUAGCCGUCAAUUUUUGCAUCUACUAAGGUUGUCCAGUGAUGGACUUGAAAUCAACCGAGGACGCACUGUGUGGAGGAAGAAACAACAGAGAUGAGGGUAAUAGGUCUGUGAUCGAUAUUAUGUGAUAAGUUUAGCUUUCUUUUGUGUCCACUUUUAUCACUUUCCUCCUUUCAAAUUUUGUUUUUGUUUCUGUCAAACUGUUGGUUGUAGAACUAUGAAGUGUGGAGUCUAGAAUCAGUCUAAUAGAGUCAGCAAGUUGAAUGUAUGUACUAUGAACAGGAUAUAAUCAUCUUCCCCUUGACAUGUCUGAUUUGUGUUGUGAUGUAAAAUUUGUUAGCAGGCAAUAAGAACCAAGAAUGGAUUCUUUCUGA